This is a messenger RNA of Linum trigynum, 2116 nucleotides long. NCBI's taxonomy places the organism in Eukaryota, Viridiplantae, Streptophyta, Magnoliopsida, Malpighiales, Linaceae. The record is from the annotation of a GenBank genome assembly.
GUUAAUACUAUGUUAUUGAUUCUUAUUUAUUUGAAAAAAAUAACAUAUUAAUAAAUUGUAUUCCAUACAUGUUUGAUAACUACCAAAUUGAAUUCCAUAUGUGUUUUGCAUUCAACAGUAAUUAUCAUAAAUCAAAAUUUAACAUAAUAUUUAAUUAAAUUAUAAAUAAUUAAUAAUUGAUUUUUUGAAGAGAAAAAGAUCGCCGGCGCAACCGUCCGAACGGAUGCAUCGGACCCCGUCCGCACGGCGGCAGCUGACCCCGUCCGCCCGACGACAUUGGACCCCAUCCUCCCCGUCCGCACGACGAGCUCCUUCCUCGACGGCGAGCACCUUUCUCUUCCGCGCCGUCUAUUUGUGAAGGGGGGAGUGAGGGAGGAGGAGACGGGACCAAGUCGGCGGUUGCGGGAGGAGGAGGUUGGUUGGUGCCGGUUGCGGGAGGACGGAGGAAGGAGGAAGUUGGUCGGCGGUAGUUGUGGGAGAAGUUGGGUUGUGAGAGGACAGGUAAGAUAGGUUUAGGGUUUUAGUUGGAAGAAAGACAAAAUCGUCUUAUGUUUUGAAAUUAUGAACCGCAAAUAAUAAAUAUUAGGACGGUAAGUAGAGAUUCAUUUAAACUAAACCAACACCAAUUAGCCAACUAUAAACAAUUCAUAUUUCCCAGACUCUGAACUCCUUGUGGCAGUAUAACUACUUUCCCUUCCUCUUACUCUUUCUGCUGCUCUUUCUCUGUUUCCUUUUUAAUAUCCAAGAAAAAAAAAACUUUUGAGUCUUCUCCAUUGUUUUCCUCAUUGUAUCCUAACUUUGGUUUGAUUCAAGGAGGAGCAGUUGCCAUGUGGUGAGCUCAGAUAUCAGCACAUGGCUUCUUCCCAGUUAUCCAUGCACCACCCCACCCCUUAAUCCCUACUUAAUACUUGCUAGUUGCUACUGUCACCCAAUGCAGCGAUACCAGCUGUUUGUUGCUGUUUUGGGGUUUCCUAGGAGAAUACCCUCUCAAGCUUUUUUUAAUGCCCAAUCCCAUGCAUAAACAAAAAGCAACAUGAAUGGUAGAACAUCUCUAAUCCCAUAUUAAUUCGUCUGGUUGAUGAACACUUUGCUUCCCAUUUCACAGACUCACACUUCCCAAGCUUCAUCCAAAACCAAAAGCCAAAGUCUCAAAAACAAACCACUACACAUCAAAACCCCUCAUUUCUUUACUCCCUUCCUCCUCUCCAACUAGUUCAGGCAACAUCUGUCUUGCCUUCUCGCUCGUCCUCUAGAUCUGCACCUAAAGGGGGAACGAAGGAGAUGAUGGUACAUACAUUCUCAUUGAUCUCAUCUCUAUCCAUCCUCACCCAAUGUGCAAAACUUUCCGGUUCUUCCUUCUCACCACUGUAGCUUAGAUUACCCAUAACUUAUUCCUCUUCAUUUCAAGUUUGAUCAACCCUAGAAAAAAACAGAGAAUAUGAGUUCCUUCAGAACCCACAUUUCCACCAUAUCUUUCCUCUCUCCCCUUCCCCUAAUCCUAUCCACUCUCCUUGGCUAUGGAUUCUCAGCUUCCAUCUUCCUCACAGCACUAGUACUCCUCCUUAUCCCCAGAUCGAAAUUUCACCAAUCGCAACAAACCCCAAUUACAGAGAUAGCCCUAGUUCAGCAAACCCUAGAUUUCGAAGAUAUUCAGCGGCAAUAUUCAAAGGAACAAGAGCAAAGUUCUUUGAUCGAGGAAGAGGAAGAGGAAGAGGAAGAGGAAGAGGAGGAGGUGGUGGAAGAAGAAGAAGAAGAAGAAGAAGCGAGGAGGCGGAGAGAGCUGACCGACGGCGGGUGCAAAGGGAGGCUGUCGUCGACGAGCGAGGAAUCGGAGGUGGACUACUGGCCGUUUCAGCGGAACAUGUUCCAGAGCCCGGAUUUCAUGGACGGAGGAUACAUCUCGGACGAAGAGAGCUUGAUCGAGAUUGCGCUUCCUGGCGGGGAAUUCGUGAUCUGCUCAAGCUGCAAAGACCACAAACGUGAAUUCGCGGUGAUCGAAGAGGAUGAUAACUUGUUCGAGAUUGACAUUUCCAUGGGCUCAAAUAAGAGUAGGUUUGAGAUUGAAUCUUAAUUGCUUCCUUUGCCUUAAACCCUUUAAUUAAAUUUGCUUUUCUUU